Messenger RNA from Mesoplodon densirostris (Blainville's beaked whale), 3146 nucleotides. RefSeq names its product BAG cochaperone 1 (gene BAG1). The coding region runs from base 451 to 1041 and encodes 196 amino acids. Gene Ontology annotation, biological process: protein stabilization. Gene Ontology annotation, molecular function: protein-folding chaperone binding; adenyl-nucleotide exchange factor activity. Lineage: Eukaryota; Metazoa; Chordata; Mammalia; Artiodactyla; Ziphiidae. The record is from RefSeq and is a predicted model, not a curated record. Gene Ontology annotation, cellular component: cytoplasm; cytosol; nucleus. The transcript has 7 exons.
AGGCCCGGGCGGAGCGUGAAAGUAGCCGGGCGGGGUCGCGGAGCGCCGCGCUCAUUCUCCACCGCUGGGUGGGCAACUAGCGCGGGUCUGGCGGAGCGCGGCGGCGCUCGGAGAUCUCGAGGCGACUGGGAGUGGCUGGGCCCCCGGCGGCGCGCCCCUCGGCUGGGCCGGGAGCCGCGCCAGUCGGUGCCCCCAGCCGAGCGCAGUCCGCCUCCCUCCCAAAGAUCAGCCGUCCGGAGUGUGACCAGAGGGCAUGCCGGAUCCACCAGGGGCGCCGCCGCCUGCGCUCGCAGGCCGCGGGUGAAGAAGAAAGCACUGCCUCUCUCGACCCGGAGCGAAGAGGUGACCCGGAGCGAAGAGGUGAUCCGGAGCGAAGAGGGGUCCCGGAGCGAAGAGGCGGUAGGAAGCGAAGAGGUGGCCCUGAGUGAAGAGGUGGUCCGGAGCGAGAAAAUGGCGGCAGCCGGGCUCAGCGUAAUCGUCACCCACAGCAAUGAGAAGCACGAUCUUCAAGUUAUCCCGCAAGAGGGCUGUAGUGAACCAAUUGUCCAAGACUUGGCCCAGGCUGUGGAAGAGGCCACAGGGGUCCCGCUGCCUUUUCAGAAACUCAUAUUUAAGGGAAAAUCUCUGAAGGAAAUGAAGAUGCCAUUGUCAGCACUUGGAAUACAAAAUGGUUGCCGGGUCAUGUUAAUUGGGAAAAAGAACAGUCCAGAGGAAGAAGCUGAAAUAAAGAAGUUGAAAGAUUUGGAGAAGUCUGUGGAGAAGUUAGCUGACCAACUGAAAGAGUUGAGUAAAGAGCUUACUGGAAUCCAGCAGGGUUUUCUGGCCAAGGAUUUUCAAGCCGAAGCUCUCUGCACACUCAACAGGAGAAUAAAAGCCACAAUCGAGAAGUUUACGAAGAUCUUGGAAGAGAUUGACGCACUAGUUCUGCCAGAAAAUGUCAAAGACAGUCGAAUGAAAAGGAAGGGUUUGGUGAAAAAGAUUCAGGCAUUCCUAGCUGUGUGUGAUACAGUGGAGCAGAGCAUCUGCCAGGAGACAGAGUGACUGCAGUCCACAAGCUUGGCCUUGGCCGACUGAGGGGAGGCGGAGGAGGCUAUGCUGCCUUGAAGAACAGCUCCACCAGCUCUGCACUCUCUGGAACAGAAGUUACGUGCUUUCCCCGGGGCUGCUGGGGACAACUGGCUGAUUGCCAGUUUUCCUUCUCUUAUACCUGCUCUCAGUGAACAAGUGUUGUUUGUGCAAUCUUAGCGCACCUGUCAGUUUCUCGUUCCGUCUGUGAAUAUCUGUGCUGUCCAGCAGCCCACCUUGUCUGGAGAGGGCCUCCUCUGCCCAAGUCUUCCCAGCUUUUUUGACCUUUGGAUGCUUUCUUUGGGCUGGUGAGAGCUCUCAGUUGUCCUGGGGUAGUUCUGGGUUUAUCAGCUAUCAGCUAUCCUGUCUUCAGAUACAUGAGGCCUUUUUGCCCUUAUGAUCCCAUAGUCCCAUCUGUGUAAACCAGAAUCACUAGGAGGCUACAUCUGGUCAGGAAUGUUAGGAAUGGCUCAGAACAGGUGUUUGGCACACAGGUAGUCCAAGUAUCUCUCAUUGUGACCUAAUUCUGGAAGAGCUGGCUGGGUUGUGGGUUCAUAGACCCUGUCUUCACCCCCCAAUGACCCUGACCAGUCACAGGCCGUGAGGUCUCAGGGGGCCGCUCCUGGACUGGGGCCUGUGGUUGAUCCAUGGGCUUCCUUGUCCCCAAGCAAAUCUCUAGGAGGUUACAGCCCAGAGUUGACUAAGCCUCUGCUCAAAACCGGGUCACAACCAUGGCUUAGGAGGGGCAGAGAAGAGAGACAGAGUGAAUAAUAAAGCAGGCAGGUAGUGAGGGCCACCAUAAACUUCUCAGGAGUUCCUUCAAAGGCAUUUCUGUUAACCGUACCCUUCUGAGAUCUACAUGUCCUUCGAGUUCCUUCAAGGCUGUUUUUGUCUGUUUUGUGGCCUUUUUCCCCUUCACUGUUACUAAAAAAAUAAAACAGUUUAUAUAUACGUCAGCAAGCAGAAGAGUGUUUAGACUUUUUUUCCCUUUUGUUAGAUGAAGUAUGGGAAGCAAAAGCCUUCUGAGGUUCUAGUCUAGAUAUGUUAUAAAGUUGAGAGUGGCCCUGUGUGCUGGAAUGCUUAAACAGGUCAGCUGCCAUCACCCCAUUUUUUCUCACAGUGCCCAGGAGACAGGCUUCCAACAGGCCACUCUGAAGCCAACCUUCUUUGGCAGAGAGGGAGUCUGUGAAGUCCCAGGCAUUUAGGGCUGCGUGGGUGGGACUAGGCCAAGGUGGUGGUUAGGGGUGGACAAGUGGACAAGGCUUGGGGCCCGGUCCGCCCACCCCCAGCUUUAAUCAGAGCAGUCCAGUAUUUGUCUGUUUCUAGAUAGUAGCUGUGUGGCCUUGGGCCACAGCACAUUCCUGUGUGCUAGAUACCACUCUUAAGUUCUUGAGGUGUAUUGGUCAUUUAAUCCUCACACAGUCUAGGAGGUAGACAGAUACUAUCCCUGUUUCAUAGAUGAGCUCAGGUAAUUUGCUCAAGAUCACAGAGUAAGUGACAAAGCCAGGACACAAACUGGGCAGCUUGAGUCCGAGCCCAAGUCCUUAAUCUCUGCCGGUUUGCCUCCCAACUGACAUGGAGUUGCUCACACCCUCUCAUUUUCUCUUUUCCUUCUAUUUAUCUCCCAUGUUGGCCUCCGUAGCUCCCCUCUGGCCCUCUCCAGUUCAUUCUCCACAGAGCAGCUGAGUGAUCAUGAAGUACACAAAUUACCAUGUCAGUUCCCUGCUUAAAAACCUUAAAAACCUCAGAGGCCAAGGUCCGUACCCUGCUCCCUUCUCAUCUCAGGCCACUCUCCUGUUUGUUCUCUGCUGUCAGCCACUCCGGUCUAGUUCAGGCCCUCAGGUGCUCUGUGCCCUGUCCCGCCCUGGGGUCUUCACACACACUGUUCCUCUGCUUGGACAGCUCCACGCCAUCCUUCCCCUUCCCCUACCCCUGUCCUAGGUGACUCCUGUUCAUGCUUCAGAACGUAAAUGUCUUUUCAUGGAGAAACCUCACCUACUACUGUCAGAGAACAUCAAGCCCGCAGGUGAUAUCCUCUCACAGUUUGUCAUGACUUUUUACAAUAAACUUGGUAAUAAUAA